Messenger RNA from Saccoglossus kowalevskii, 286 nucleotides. RefSeq names its product NEDD4-like E3 ubiquitin-protein ligase WWP1. NCBI's taxonomy places the organism in Eukaryota, Metazoa, Hemichordata, Enteropneusta, Harrimaniidae. Gene Ontology annotation, cellular component: cytoplasm. Gene Ontology annotation, molecular function: ubiquitin protein ligase activity; protein binding. Gene Ontology annotation, biological process: protein ubiquitination; proteasome-mediated ubiquitin-dependent protein catabolic process. The record is from RefSeq and is a predicted model, not a curated record.
AGCCUUGAAUGAAGAACCACUUCCUGAAGGCUGGGAAAUGAGGUACACUAAUGAAGGCGUUAGGUAUUUUGUAGAUCAUAAUACGAGAACUACCACAUUCCAAGAUCCAAGAUCAGGAACUGGAACAAAAGGUCCAAAAGGAGCGUUUGGUGUGCCCAUUGCAUAUGAAAGAAGUUUCCGAUGGAAGCUUGGUCAGUUCCGAUAUCUAUGUCAAUCUAAUGCCUUACCAAGUCAUGUCAAAUUGAGUGUGUCAAGACAAACUUUGUUUGAGGACUCUUUUCAACAG